AUGAGGACACGAUUGCAAGAUUACGUGGGCGAAGAUACUCUACAUUGGGGCUCACAACCAGUGCCACUGACCAAGAUUCCUGCGCAUGCACCGGGCUGGACAGUCCUUGAUAGACUAUAUUUUCAUAAAGGAACCAUGUACAUUGUUUCCGACUACCCGAAACUUGUUCCAAAACCUGUUCACAUCACAUCCAAGGGAAGGCGCAUUCAAGAAGGCAAUGUGAACAUCCCAGAUUUGGAGCCCACCGAGGAGGAUCUGAGAGUGAUAUCUACCAGAGAAGCGUAUGGCCUCUUUGGACAACAGGCCAUCCGGAUUGGAGGCGUGACGUUUCUCGUCAACGAAAGCCCCCAGUUUAUGACCCAUAUGUAUCACUUUGUUGCAGAGCUUCUGUUCGGCCUAUGGAGGACGUAUUCAUCUCUGGAUCCCGACCUUGAAGUUAAUGGUCAUACUCGUCUUGCAGCCCCCAAGCGCAUCUGCUUUACCCAUCUCGACGCUGCCCAUUGGCGCGACUAUGCUGCCAUGAACCAAUAUGUUCUCCGUGCAGUCUUUCCUUCGGCAAUCUUGGAGUUUAGUGAUACAUGGGAAGAACGGGCAUCGCUCAAGAAUAAGACGUUUGUCUUGGAUCGAGUGGUUUUUUCGGACCGAGUUGCCGCCAUGCACAGCGAGGUGUUCGUAAAGACUGACCGUAUCGCUUCAGUGGCGUACCAGCUCAAGUCAAAUUUUGGCUGGUGGAACACCAUUCGAAUGCCAGUCCUCGAGUAUUCCAAAGUUCGCAUAAAUGAUGUGGCGCCCCCUGUACCGGUGAUCACGUAUAUCAGUCGACAAGGUUGGGGACGGAGAAUGCUUCGAGAACAUGAUCAUAUGCGACUAGUCGUUGGCUUGUAUAAGUUGCGCGACCGCCUGGGUUACGAAGUCAACAUUGUCGAACUCGACCGUCUUUCUCGGGCGGAGCAGGUUCGCCUUGCAGCACGUACUACAAUAAUGAUGGGCGUUCAUGGUAAUGGCUUGACGUCACUUCUCUGGAUGAAACCGUCUCGGAGAGCUACCUGGACGGCCGAGGCUCUGGGCAUCAAACACUACGGUGUAUGGGAUAAAGAGACCUUUACAUCUCCAAAUGUGCCUCCUCGGGCGUACCCAGAGGGAUUUCAAGGUAACGACAUCCCGGUCGAUGCGCCGACCGUUCUCGACCUGAUAGAACGACGGCUGAGCCCAGACGAGCUAGACAUGAUUCCAUAG
This is a messenger RNA of Serendipita indica DSM 11827, 1236 nucleotides long. NCBI's taxonomy places the organism in Eukaryota, Fungi, Basidiomycota, Agaricomycetes, Sebacinales, Serendipitaceae. The record is from the annotation of a GenBank genome assembly.